Molecule: messenger RNA, 5304 nt
Organism: Miniopterus natalensis
Lineage: Eukaryota; Metazoa; Chordata; Mammalia; Chiroptera; Miniopteridae
Gene: EIF2S1
Product: eukaryotic translation initiation factor 2 subunit alpha
Biological process (GO): translational initiation
Cellular component (GO): eukaryotic 48S preinitiation complex; eukaryotic translation initiation factor 2 complex
Molecular function (GO): ribosome binding; RNA binding; translation initiation factor activity
Source: RefSeq, a predicted model, not a curated record
CCGGCCUUUUUUUUUUUUCUUUCGGUCACAGAAAGUACCACCUCUCAGUGAAAACCAGACCGGACACCUCAAGGGACCACUGGGAUGGGUUACAGGUUAGGCAAGAGAUGGGAUAUAAAGGGUCCAUGAGUAAUUUAUUCAUUUGAUCGUUUAUUUUUUAAAAAUUGAAGCCCAUACUGCCUUAUCGCUCGAGAUGAGCAUUUCUAUAGAAUGAGUCACUCCUUCAAAUUAAAACAUGCUGUGGAGUUUAGUACGCUUCCCGUCUGUCUGCCUGCCGUAUUUCAGCACCGAUGACCACAGAAUUACAGGCUGUGGUCUUACAGUGAAGUAAAACGAAAACUUAAGGAAAUUUUAAGGUUAGGUACCUAUUCAGCCUGAGGUCGCUUUUAUUAUUCCCCAAACUUAAGCUACUUUAAUUUUUGUUAAACAAGAAACGUUGUUUCAUGGGGAGGGGGGACUAACAGAGAAGUCUUGGUUUUUCUCUCAGUUGAAGUUGUUAUUCAAGAAAAAACUUGUGACUGUGUGUCUUUGAACAGUUUGGGAAUUAAUUCUACUUACAGAGCUAUACUGCCAAUUCUCAGUUUCUGAUGCCAGAAGAUCUCAGAGAUGCACAGUGGUGUUUGUAGAUCCCGGUGCUUCCUUUUGCAACUACAGUGAGAUCAUUUAAAAGUGCUUUUUUUUUUUUCUGUAGCACUCCUAUACUAAAAACUAGCAUUCAGAGAGCGUGUUAGACUGUUCACCACAAGAGUUGUUUCUAACACAUAAUACAUGUCAUUUGGAAACGAAUGUGGACUUCCUGUAUCCAUUAUGCUGACUUCACCAUACACUGGUUUAAGAAAGAAGUCCUACCUACCAUUUAACUAAGCAAAGCUGCUGACAGUGCAGGGUAUUUGAAAUUAGCUUGGAGUUCUGUUAAUGUAUUCUGAAAGAUGGACAUUAACAAAGAACUCAUAUGGUUUUGCAGUACUGUGACAUAUUGAGAUUCUGUGGGUUCAAGACACCCUGGAUUUAAUGUCGUAAGACUUGUUUUUACCUUGUGUUCUAAUACUUACUAAGCAUUUGUUUUUAGGAAGUCACUUAAUAUUUCUGUUCCUUGGCUCCCUGUUAAUUGAUUGCUCUGCUGUGAUCCUUUCAUAGUACCUCUUAUUUUGCAGUUACUUGCUUAUUACUUUGUUUCCCAUUCCAAACUUAAAUUCUAAGCUACAAAAUGGAAAUAAUAUUUCCUUUAUGUGUAUUUUAUCUCAUUUGAUACUCUCCACAAAUCCGUGAGGUACAUGGCACAGACUAGAAACUACAGUUCAGUGGGAACACAUUUUCAAACUAGCUAGUAAGUAAGAUAGCAAAGACUGGUACCCACAUGUACAACUAUUCACAAAAUUCACUAUGCUACUUGCCUGAAGUCAAAGGGCUUUGAAAAUUAUAUAAAGGACUGAUAGAUGCCUAACUUGUGGCUUCUAUUUUCCUGACUGCUUUUUUAAAAGUUAGUGUAAUUAUUAGCGUAAAUAAGGAGAUAUGUUCAAAAUUUGUCAACCAAUAUGCAGGCUCUUUGUGAAAUGCACUCUUUUUGUACUUACCAGGAAUUUCGUGAAGGAAAGUGAGCCAAGUGACUGUACAGCCUCUUCAGUAUACUUAAAAAUGCCGGGUCUGAGUUGUAGAUUUUAUCAACACAAAUUUCCUGAGGUGGAAGAUGUAGUGAUGGUGAAUGUAAGGUCCAUCGCUGAAAUGGGGGCUUAUGUCAGCUUGCUGGAAUAUAACAAUAUUGAAGGCAUGAUUCUUCUUAGUGAGUUGUCCAGAAGGCGUAUUCGUUCUAUAAACAAACUCAUCCGAAUUGGCAGGAAUGAAUGUGUGGUGGUCAUUAGAGUGGACAAAGAAAAAGGAUACAUUGAUUUGUCGAAAAGAAGAGUUUCUCCAGAGGAAGCAAUCAAAUGUGAAGAUAAAUUCACCAAAUCCAAAACUGUUUACAGCAUUCUUCGUCAUGUUGCUGAGGUGUUAGAGUACACCAAGGAUGAGCAACUGGAAAGCCUGUUCCAGAGGACUGCUUGGGUCUUUGAUGACAAGUAUAAGAGACCUGGAUAUGGUGCCUAUGAUGCAUUUAAGCAUGCAGUCUCAGACCCAUCUAUUUUGGAUAGUUUAGAUUUGAAUGAAGAUGAACGGGAAGUACUCAUUAAUAAUAUUAAUAGGCGUUUGACUCCACAGGCUGUCAAAAUUCGAGCAGAUAUCGAAGUGGCUUGUUACGGUUAUGAAGGCAUCGAUGCCGUGAAAGAAGCCCUGAGAGCAGGUUUGAAUUGUUCCACGGAAACCAUGCCCAUCAAGAUUAACCUCAUAGCUCCUCCUCGGUAUGUAAUGACUACAACCACCCUGGAGAGGACAGAAGGCCUCUCUGUCCUCAACCAGGCUAUGGCUGUUAUAAAAGAAAAGAUUGAGGAAAAGAGGGGUGUCUUCAAUGUUCAAAUGGAGCCCAAAGUGGUCACAGAUACAGAUGAAACUGAACUUGCAAGGCAGCUGGAGAGGCUUGAGAGAGAAAAUGCAGAAGUGGAUGGAGAUGAUGAUGCAGAAGAAAUGGAAGCCAAAGCUGAAGAUUAACCCUGUGGGAAACAGAGUCCAGUUUAAGGAAUACAAAACAGCCCUUCCUGGCUAUAAACCCUAGACUUAAAAGUUUUCCAGUAUUGAAAACUUCAAAGCUGAAUAUUUUUAUUUCCAAGUAUUUAAAUGCUCUAACAGACCAAAACAUGAAAUGCCCUCCUAAAAUGUCGGCUGUUUUCACACAGUAGCUCUAACACAUUGAGCAUUUUUUAAGGGAGUGGCCUUCACAGGAGACAAAUCUUUAAGAACAGUCAUAAAAUUGAGUUUUCCAUUUCUGAUGUCACCAGAUUGACACCUCUUUGUAGUUCAGUGCCUCCAUGCAACUUACCAGGGGCACCCAAAGCAAAUAGUCCCAACCUUUCUAUAUAAAUGUAUCAAGCAAACAUUAAAUAAAUUUCUGGGAUAUUUAACUAUAGGCUUCUUCCUUCUUGUCACCAGUUAAAAGCAUUAUGAUUACUAAGACCCUAAUUCUGUUCAUUUUAGUCUAAAUGUAGAAAUAUAAGGGCAGGUGUUCAAAGGAUCUAUACAACAGGUCCUUUCCAAAGGAGGACUUAGAGAAAAUCAUUUUAAGUUUAACCGCAGUGGAAGUUGACUCUUAGGGGGGAAAGCCUUAAAAUGCAAUUAAAGGAUUAUAUGGUUGUGUGCCUUUUACCUGUUUGAGAUUGAUGAAAUGUAUGAAGGAGAAUUUAUCACAUGGUCCUAGUUGGUGCGCUAAGCUGCUUGCCUGAGUUUGUAAUUCAGAGUGGUAAAAUUUUUUUUUUUUGAGAUGCUGCUGCUUUUGUUAUUUUGAGCAUCAUUGGCCAACUUUUGGGGAGUUCUUUUCUUUUAAAAUACUAGGUGCCACCUAGAGAGCUUCAGUUUCCUUUAUAACAAAAUAGGGAUCUGUUUGAACAUAAUUACAGUGGUUUUUCUACAUUUCCAUCAAUUUUAUCUUUAAGAACUAAUUAUUUUAAAGAUAAACAUAAAGGUAAAUAAAUUAAUAGAAAACACAUGGCUUGAAGUUACAGCUGUAAUAAUCAGGGUGUAGAAAGUCUUGAGUUUGGUCUUUGUAGAUUUAAUCUCUUAGUUAAUUAUAUCUAGUACUUGAUAAACUAGAUAAAUUAAUAAUAUAUCCAGUACUUGAGGUACUAGGUAUAUUAAUCUUAUUAGUUAUUCCUAAGAAUAGUAAUUUAAAUACUUAGAAGAUUAAACCAUACCUACUUUCAUCAGUCCAAGACUAGACUCAAUAUUGAAGGGACUGGAAAAUAGAAAAGUGUUGGUAAAACAGUUUGUGCCAUAUGUGAGGGCUGUUUUUAAUUUACUCUUAGUAGCUUUUUAAAUCCAGAAGCCUGAUUUCAUAUAACCACUUCCACAAGGAGCCAUGAUUGCUGGCUAGCAUGGCAUACUGGGAAUAUUUAGGGGGGAAUCUGGAUAUAUUCAAAAUUAGCACAUAAUUUUCACCUCCGUCUUUUUGAGGAGUCAAAAAAUAAGCUCACAGCAUCAAGAUGUCAUCUUUUUAUAAUGGGUGCUCAAAUGUUUGCUAUAGAUGGGAAUUUAAUUGAAUUUUUGUUUACUGAACAUUUUUAUACUUUAAAAGCCAUAACUUGGUGGCAUUUAUAGUGAGUGGAUUUAUCCCCUGCAGGCCUUUUGCUCCAUUCCACAACAGCUGCACAUUCAUGACCCUUGCCAGAGAAAAGAUCAAUACCUCAGUGAUAUGAAGAGAGAACUAACUAAACUUAAAGCAUACGUAUACCUUUCUGACCUAAAAGUAUCACCCCCAAAUAUGAGGACAAGAUACACACCAGCUCCAAAUAACUUGAACAGAUUGACAAAGACAAGUGACCAGUUUAUCCAAAUCUUGGAUCUCCCGAAAACCUCUUUAAGAUCUGACAAGUUCACCUACUUCCCAUUCUGUCUUUGACUGAGGUUAAGUGGUUAUCAACUCAAAACUGAAAAUUGACAAUAAUUGGGGUCUUAUGAAUAAUUAAGUGAAAAUGGCUGACAAAAAAUAUGAACAAACCAUUUUUGAUGUUUUAUAGCAAAACAAGACAAACUAGUACUUUGGAUAUUGCUCAAACAGUGGAAGCCUACAGAGACAUGCUAAGCACUGCAGAGUGCUUAGCAGUACAGUUAUUACUCAGCUGCCAUACUUUCAAACAUUGAUACAUAAAAAACAAUUGAAUGUAAAUUGUUCGGGAUUUUUAAAAAUUCAAAUGCUAGUACCCUGAUGAGAGUUGUUCCCUGAUUUGCCUCAAGGUGAUGGUCAUCCACUUUCAGUGCAUGAGGAUUCUGUGUCCUAUACAGUGUGGUGCAGCUGUGCCAAUUUAGAGAGUCAAGAAGCCAUCAAACCAAAUGCAGUUGAAUUCAGAUAAACACCUGUUGAUAUUCCAAAAGCAAUAAAGGAAAUUCCAGCGACAUUAGACCUUGGUAAAAUGCCAAAUGGAAAAUGGUGCUUUAAAAGGUAGUUUUUUUAUAAUGUAAGGAAUGAAGUAAAACCUCAUUUGCUUGGAAUUCCUGAUCAUUCAGGUCAGGUAUUCUAGAUCAGAUUAAGAGAAGACAGUUCAAACUACUUAAAAGGACAAAUUUUUACUUUGGAAGUUAUCUAGUCCCCUUAAAUGUCAGUUACAUAUCUUAACCUAUUCAUUAAAGGAAGUCUAAGCACUUGUACUAAGCAAGAAUGCUGGCAGUAGCUUGUGCCAGAUUACUGUAUGAACUUGAAAGCAAUAAAAAUGUUUUUUAAAA